Molecule: messenger RNA, 4774 nt
Organism: Linum trigynum
Lineage: Eukaryota; Viridiplantae; Streptophyta; Magnoliopsida; Malpighiales; Linaceae
Source: the annotation of a GenBank genome assembly
CACUUACUUACAAGAGUGGCAGUUCUUACCAAACUGCUGUUAUUUUAGGGUACAAAUUUGCUCAUUGAAUACCUAGAAAAUCAUUUUUUUAUCUUUAUUUAAUUCAUUGAUAAGAGUCUCAAUUUACCAGAAAAUGAGAUGGAGCAAUCUUAGCAUAUUUGUUGCACUUCUGACCAUUAUUAUAUUGCAUUUCUAGCAUUAAGAUUUUCUUCUUUUAUUUUUCUUUCUCAGGGCAUGUCCAAUGAAUAUGUUCCCUCCAAACUGCUCCCUCCAAACUGUUUCUGGAGUUAAUAGACUAUAUUCUUAUCCAGAUGGAAGGCCUUUGCCAGAACAUGAGGAUUGAUAGUAGGGUUAGAUCCAAAUACGGCAUUUGCUAUGGUGAUAGCUCCUGGGUUCUGGCUGCUCAAGCCUGCAACAGAAACUGCACUAGUGAGGCCAAUGUUGAACUGGAAGUGAAUGAGUCCGAUCAGGAACACAAAGAUGUCUCCAGGGCAAAGGACUUUGGUUAUGAGUUGAUUAUCAGGGUUAGACGUGGCAAAGCCCACAGCAAGUGUUCCUUCAAGGACAACCAGAAUCUAAGUAGCUGGAGGGUGAAUGUGAGGCGGGUUUAAGCCACUAUUUGGUGCGUAAUCAAUGUGGGCCAUUGAUAUUCCGAGCGUGUUGAGUCCCGUAAUACAGUUAGCAUUCAAGAGAGUGACAUUUGAACCCAAUCUUUUCAAUGUGUUCUAGGAAUGUUGUGCCCCGUGAUUGAGAAAUCGUUUGCUGCUGCCAGCUUUGGGUCCUUGCAGAACUUCCCAUUGAUAAACACUGGGUCAGGGAAGACACAUAACAUUAGUAGUGAUUAGUUAUUUACUAGAACGCAAAGGUAGAUUCCAUGAACCUUUGAAGAAGCUAUAUAUAUACCUCCGUUGCUGGGUUUAUUUAUUGCCACACAGAAGUAACUGAAUGGGGCUAGGGUCAUGUGCAGACUGCAGAGGCAGGGAGGAAGACAGAGCCAGAAGAGCAACGACAGAGAGAAGAAAACUGUAAGCACUCAUCGUUGUCAUAUGCUAUGCCAUCUAACAAUCCUAUAUCUUUUGCCUAAUUAUGAUCUGUUUUGGCUAACCACUUUGAUAUGCAAUGUGAGGUGAGAGUUCUUGUAUAAUUUGCUUGGCUAACUCGUCGAAAGGGAACCUCCUUGAAACAAUUCACGUUUCUGCAAUAAACUUGAAGGAUCCAAUUAGUAGUGGGGACUGUCGGGUUGAAUAUUUUAUGAUAGAGUAACCUAAAUUGUUUGCUUGACUUGAUGGAUUUGGUGAAGGAUUUGAGUCCAUGAUAGACUUUGUCCAAAAUUCAUUGUUUGCUUCAAGUAUUUAGAGUUAACAAAUCUGUAGGGACACAUGGACUUUGAGGGUCCAAAUAUGUGGGCCCCACAGACAUGAUAAUCCCACAUCUUUAAGUGGGAAUGGAUCAUGGACUUUGAAAUUCAUCAUUUUUUACCAACUUACCCCUCAUAUUUUCUUUCACUUCUUAUAUCAUUAAGGGCAAUAAAGGUAAAUUUCACUUCAUACACACAAAUUUAAAUAACAAAAUCCAUAAUGAAAUCCAUGAAACAAACAAUGGUGUUUUCAAAUCCAUAAUGAAUCCAAAACCCUCAUAUAUCCAUGGGUUUUCAAAACCCAAGUUAUACGAAAACCUUAUUCAAUUUGGAGCAUAUGAAGAAAGCUUUCUUUCUGAUCUUAUUCAAUUUCUAGUGUCAGAGAAGGAUCACUCCUAAAAACAACUCUUCUCUUAUUUUUCCAAGCCGCCAUUCUUUGUUUGCAUUGAGUUACUGGAAUCUCCAAUCUUGAAGCUGAUUACGCUUGCCUCAGAUGGAUUAGGCGGGGACGAGAUUCGAACCUGCAAUUGAUAGGGCAACGACGUAAUGCCUCGAUUCCUAUCUAUAUAUUUAAGUUAUGAUAGAAGGUUUUUCCGGACGAUCAGACCGUUGGUGCAAUACGGUGCGGUACGAUUACACAAACACGGUCUUUUUUAUCCCAAUCCUUUUUCUUCUUCAUUUCCUCCUAUUUUGUUUUUAGACUAAUUUUUAUUUGAUUUUUUUUUCAAUGAAUCUUUUUAAAGGUUGUUCCAAAUAUGCUAAUUGCAAACAAAACAUAAUUUUGCUUUACUUCAUCAUUAAUGAAUAAUACUUGGUGUGAUGAAUUUAGUCUUCAUAAGAAAUAGACACGUCAUUUGGUAUAAUUACUUAAAUUUUAUAUAUUUAGAACCAACACUGAUUCAUGUACAAGUAUAAGGUAACAAAUUUGAUAUUUUUAAUUGACAAAUAUGAGCAUAAAUUCGUACAAUCAAACUUUCUAAACGUCCUUAGAAGAUGAGUACAAAUUAGAGAGAAUGAACAAAUAUGUGUGUAUGAAAAUGUUAGUAGAAUUUUCAAAUUAUGACAUGUAUUAUAGGAAAAAGACUUUACCCUUUAGUCUGAGAGGAAGAAGGCUACUCGCAUAAGCAAAGUACAAUACUUAAUAUUCCACAAAUAGUAAUAGACUUCAUUUUCCUCAUCGUUGAAAAAGGAUGAACGUGUACAUAUGAUAGACUUAAUCGCAAGCUAAUAAUAAUUAAUUAAAAAUUGAAUGUAGAAGUAUGUAUUAUAUUUAUUAAAUACUAAAAUCAUUGAUUAAUGUCAACUGCUUAGUUGAGGAAUUAAAGUUAGUUACAUUCUCACAAACCUAUAUUAGGAGACCACAUAUAUGUUAUGAAAUAAAUUGUGAAAGCAUCAUUAACCUGAACCGGCGGUUUUAUAAAAAAAAAACUCAUAUCGGAGGCUAAUCCGGUAGGCAAUAUUUAGCGAUAUGAAAUUAUUGAAUUGAAGUUUCAACAUUAAAAUACUAUACCAUUAAAUUUUCGUGUAUAACCUCCAGUACAAUUUUACAAUUUUUAUCUAAAAGACUUACAAUAAUUUAAAUAUAAUAUGAAUUAUCUUAUCUUGGUCGGGGCAUAACUAGUGGGUCAGUGAGAAGCUAAACAUAAUAUUUGGUUGAGCUGUCAACUGUGUGUGGAAAUGGGUUAAGUAUUUUCUUAAAAAUUUAAGGAAAUUUGAAGCCCACUUUUGAUAAUCCAAAAAGUCCAACUAGUGCUCAAUUACCCAUUUACGUAUGAUACGCGCAGGUCGACUUGGUCAACGUCAUUUCGUUGAAACGCUUCCAAUUUGUAUACGUAUUACUUACGCUACACGGGUAGGCACAUGAAUAACCGACUCCCCAACGUUGUAAUAACCGACUCACCAUCUCUAUAUAUAUGUAGCAGCCGAAGUGGCUUUUAGAACCUUUUUAUUUUUUUUAUUUUUUUUUAUUGGCUUUUAGAACCUCUCUUGUCUAUGCAGAGAUCCCUAUUAUUUAGAGGCGCUUCCCAAAUGAGAUAAAUCCACAAAUGGCGGCCGACGGCGGGUUUCUUUCAUUGGGAUAGUUUUUAGCGGCUAGUAGAGAGUAGUGGUGUCUCUCUUAGACUGGGUCUCCGCUUGAUUGGUGUUGGCGUUUGCGGCAGAUGUCCCAUGGUGGGUUUGCAAGAUUUUCGAGGGGUUUAUCAGUAUGGGAAUCGUCACAUUAGUCUUCUUAUUGCGUGGGUAACAGACUCAAAAUCUUUGAUUUAGUUGCUUCGUGUUCCCUAAUUCUGACGGUUUCAAAUUACAAAGGUUGCUGCUACGUCUUUGUUCUUCUUAUGCAGAAGUUGCUAGGAAAGUGGGUAAUUGGUUGUGCAAUUCGCGUAUACUCGCUGUUGGUUGGUUUCUUCGGUAGUAGCAAAAUCGAUGGUUAGGGGUUUCCGUUUGAUCAUGCCAGUUAGGGUUUGGCUGUGGCCUUCACUUUGCGUUCCGCUGCGGGUGUAACUUUGUGAGUAUUGGAGAUGCAUUUACUACGAGAAGGUUAGAAGGCAGCCAAGUGCUUCUCGGCUAGAUCUAUUACAUGAGUUGGAUGGUCUAUUUCCGUCGCUAGGUGGAGAAAUCUUUUCUCCGGUAUGAUUCCUCAAGUCCCUUCUCUGUUGCCUAGAAAUUUUCAAUCCUGAUGGAAACUCGUAGAGUUGUGCCUUGAUUUGCCUAUCUAUACACUUGCUGUGAUAACAUGUGAAUUAGUAUCUUUUCGCUGAAGUAGACUAAUACCUGGUAUUGUUGUUGGUCUAUAAUUUCUGAUUAUGGUUAUUGGACUAUUUCUAUUGCAAUCUGGCGGCACCUAUGAAAUUUCUUCAUUUUAUCUCUGAAAUGUUUCAUUCAAUCAUUGGUCACCUCAUGUACCCAUUGUAAUUGGUGAUCCAAAAAUGAAUAUCUGUUGCCAUAUUGAUUUAGUUGAUGCGACCGUUUAGUCACUGCAGUUUCCCCUCUGCUCUAUCCUAUUAAGUGUGGAGUCCUAGAGGGGAACUCUCGAAUGGUUAAUAGAGAAAAUCAAGUAAAUACAUGGAUUGGUGGCCAUGUUUGAGAAAAGAAGUUGGUCCGGAAGUUGUGUCCCGUUGUUUCUACAAUCAUAAUUGUUUCUAAUCAUUCCAGUUGCCCCUCUGCUCUACCAUAUUAAGUGUGGAGUCCUAGAGGGGAACUCUGGAGUAACAGAGAAAACCAAGUAAAUACAUGGAUUGUUGGCUAUGUUUUUGGCUAUGUUUGAGAAAAGAAGUUGGUCCAAAACUUGUGUCCGUUGGUUUCUACUAUCAAAAUUGUCUCUAAUCUGUCCAGUUGCGUUAUGCACUAUCCUUACUUAGUGAUUGUCCCUACCAGAGUCCUAGAUGGUAACUCUGAAUGGAUUAAAAUACUUACUGAGAA